ACUGGGCCGAUUGGCAGAAAAUCGUUCGGCAGAAUGACGUCUGGCAGAACGCUAAACGGCAGAAAAACAAAUGGCAGAAAUGGCCAUCUGGCAGAAAAGGUUAAUUGGCAGAAUGCUAUCCGGCAGAAAAUGUCGUUUGGCAGAAAAUUAUUCAGCAGAACAGUAUAAAUGGCAGAAUGGCCUUUUGGCAGAAUGUCAACUAGCAGAAUGUGUCAUUUGGCAGAAAAACGUCUGGCAGAAUAAUUUCUGGCAGAAUAACGUCUGGCAGAAUAAUUUCUGGCAGAAUAGGUCAUUUGGCAGAAUGUCGAAAUUAAAGCCGACAAUUGCUUUGAAAUUUUCUAAACCAGUGAAGCGUGCAGCCGGCUAAGUCCAAGGCACUUCGACUGGAUAUUUCGGAUCAAACACUUUCACUCUUUUUCACUGUCUGAUUUACUGUCUCCCUUUAUUUGAUUUCAGCUUGGCUUUUUAUACUAAAUCUAGUUAUUUACUUAAUUAUUUAAUAUCUUAUAUUUUUACCCCCACUCUAGUUUUUGAUGUUGCAUAAUAUAUCCGUCCUUUUCGGUUUCACUCCAAAAAUUCUUCCUCUAACUUAUAUAAUAUAUUUUGUCUCAUUUACAACCCCCACUCCAACCUGUAUUUUUCUUGAUAUAAUGAAAAGUUUCCUUAAUUCUCUCUUUUUUCCCAGAAUUCAACAAUAUAUAACUCUCUUUUUUUCUUAUUUUAUUUAUUUUUCCCCCCACUCUAAAAAUCCUUCCAAGUUAUACAUACACUCAAAAUACUGUUCACCACAUAGUAGCAUGAAAAUUCAGGUGGCAGUCAAUUUUUGGUCUAAAACAACGUUUUACAGGAGUCAUGCAACUAUCACAGUGCAUUCCCAUCAAACUGACUUGAUUUUCAUGCAGCCUACCCUCACACAACUAAAUGUUGCAUGAAAUUCCAGCCUGAAAAUUUGAAGGCGUGGUUUGCAGUCAGCUGUUUAUUGGUUUGCAUGAAAUUCAUGGAACACCCGCAUGAAAACUGAUACGGAAAAAUUCCGCACACCUUUUCAUGCAACAAUGUGGUGAAAAGUUUGUUAGUGUUAGUUGAGAUGAUUGAGAGGUUACAUGAAUUUCCCGUCUGAAAAUUUUUCGAGACUUGCCGAUCACAAGCCAAUGCUCAGUUGGUUUUGCUCCGUGACUUGCGACGGGUGUGUUUUUAUAAAGAAGUUGAGAGUUGAACUUUACGCGUGGACUCUAACCAUCAUAAGAUUUUCCGGUGCUUCCGUCAAGAUCGUCUCACUCGAGGCGGACAAACCGCUGGAGCAGCAAUCGUCGGCACGCCGGAAGCCCAGUGGAAGGCCCGGUAUCUGAUGCGGGAAGAGGGCUUCGUGUCCGGCACCGACGACGUGAGAUUAACCAUGGAGAUCUUGGUGCCGAGUGCGCAGGUCCGACGCAUCAUCGGCAAGGGUGGCCAGAACGUGCGCGAGCUGCAGCGGGUCACCGGAAGCAUAAUCAAACAACCCGAGCACACGGCCGCGAUGCACGUCCACACGUCACAUGUUGAAAAAAUAACCGAUUGCAUACAAAUUGGUAAGUUUUCAGCUUUUCCCUGAUGUGAUUUAUAUUAUUUUAUCUAAGUUUUUUUUCUAUA
Molecule: messenger RNA, 1629 nt
Organism: Culex pipiens pallens (northern house mosquito)
Lineage: Eukaryota; Metazoa; Arthropoda; Insecta; Diptera; Culicidae
Product: insulin-like growth factor 2 mRNA-binding protein 2
Exons: 2
Coding region: 1349-1591 (80 amino acids)
Molecular function (GO): RNA binding
Source: RefSeq, a predicted model, not a curated record